Colletotrichum higginsianum IMI 349063 is the source of this 1842-nucleotide messenger RNA. RefSeq names its product Arginine deiminase type-3. Gene Ontology annotation, cellular component: cytoplasm. The record is from RefSeq and is a predicted model, not a curated record. Gene Ontology annotation, molecular function: protein-arginine deiminase activity; calcium ion binding. Bases 1 to 1842 code for a protein of 613 amino acids. The transcript is spliced from 3 exons. Lineage: Eukaryota; Fungi; Ascomycota; Sordariomycetes; Glomerellales; Glomerellaceae.
AUGCGAUCCCAGACCACAGCCUUCGCCCUCGCCGGCCUCCAUCUCGGAGCGGUCCUCGGCGCCGGCCCUGUCCGCCCCGUCAUCCGAGCAGACACCAACCGCGAUGGCAUUCUCACCGAGGCCGACGAUGCCGACAAGGCACUCUGGACGCCGGCCCGCGGCGCCAUCUUCCUCCCCAACGUCGGCGACGCCCACGGGCGGUGCGCUAACACCGACCUCCGCGGCAACCCGCUGAGCAACCACGAGCUGGCGGCGUGCCACGACGCGUCGGGCCACCUGCUCCUCGAGCCGUCCCUCGUCGCCCCGCUGGCGACUCUCCCCGUCGACGUGGCCGACGAUGCGUUUGCGUACGUCUACGCAACGCCGGACGCCGCGGCCGAUAGGGUCCGGUUAUUCGUCAACGACUACCCGGACCGCGCCGACGAGACGGCCGCGUGGCGGUUCGUCGACCCGGAGUUCCGCUUCAACGCGACGCAGCUGCGCGCGGGCAUCGCCCUGGGCAUUGACGGGCGGGAGUUCGUGACAGACGCCUCCGCCUGGGACGGCGUCGUCAGGGUGCGUUUCGACCUGUACGCCAACGGUACCGUCCUCUCGGACGCCGUGGAGCUGAGGGUCGCGCCCGUCCUCACGCACCACCACCUCCAGCGCGUCGACGAGCUCGUCACCGUCGCGGCCAACGAGUCGGACCCCGUGCAGCUCGCGUUCGUCGAGGGGCUGGAUCGGGCGCGCCGGGACGCCGGCCUCGCGGCGCCGCUGUACCUGUUCAACCAGAGCAGCGACAUCUGGGCGCAGGACUUCUUCGAGCCGGCGUACGCGAGCAUGCCGGGCCCGGACGGCGGCGUCGUGGCGGUGCGGAUCAUGCUCCGGUCGGCGCAGUCGACGCGGACGGGCGGCCGGCAGGUGUUUGAGCAGCUCCGGGGCAAGGGUGUCGGCGGGUUCCAGCCGGCAGAUGGGAGGAGGCGCGGGUUCGGGCACCGGGAGAUCAACUCGUUCGGCAACGUCGAGACGAUCCCGCCGUAUACGUCCAAGAGCGGGAUCAAGUACCCUGCCGGGCGCAUCAUCCAGGGCAAGCACUUUGGCGAGUCUCCCGCUGAGACCAUGACGGCGUUCCUCGAGGGCCAGCAAGUGCAGACGCCGCUGAUGCUCGAGGCCGGCUGGCUAUUCAUCGGCCACGUGGACGAGUUUGUGCAGUUCUUGCCCUCGAACGAGACGGGGCUGGGCUUUACCAUCGCCAUUGCCGAUACCGUCUCCGCGCUGGAGGUGUUCCGGAACGUUUCCGAGGCUGGAAAGGGCGGCGUCCGCGCCAUCUCUUUUGACGGGAACGUCGGGGACGUCUUCACCCUCACCCCCGACGAGCUUGAGACGACCGUCGACGAGAUUCUCGCUAACGAGACGUUCCGCGCCGUCAACGCCUACGCGCAGAAGCACAUCGACGCGAAUCUCGAGACGCUCCUCGCCGAGAUCCCGCUGGCGCGCGAGCACGUCGUCCGCGUGCCCGUGCUGUUCAAGGACGCCAACUUCCCCUCCGGCCUCUUCGCCCGCUCUCCGGACGGCCUCCCGCCGCACACGAACACGGUAAUGCGGGACGAGCGGCUCCUGCUGGCGUUCAGCCCCGCCGCCAUCAACGCCAUCGUAAUCGGGGGCCACUACCUCAGCCCCAAGCCGUGGGGCCCCGUGGUGGACGGUGUGGAUCUGCUGGAGGGCGCCGUCAAAGCGGCGUACGGCGCGGCGGGGAUGGCUGUAAGUUUCGUGGACGAUUUCCUUUCGCAUCACGUCGGCGGCGGGGAGAUUCAUUGCGGGUCGAACACGCUGAGGGAGACGGACGUGAAGUGGUGGGAGUGA